UACAUUUCAAAUGUGCUAAACGAUACUUUGAAAGAGUUUUCUAGAAUUCAUAAGUGUACUUAAAAUAUGGUUGUACUAUUUAUACUGAUCGCUGCAGCACUGACCAACACACUUGCUUCAGAUGACGAGGACUUGGAUAUUGUUACGGAAGCACCGAUCCCGGUGACGGAGGUUGAGGCAGUGCUGGGAGCAACAGUCAAGCUGCCGUGUGAUCUCUCCCUCCCAACCGACAACGACAGGCUGUCACUCAUCAUCUGGUACAAGAACGGCGCCAAGACUCCAAUUUACAGUUUGGACGUACGGGAGCGUGGGCUGGGCCAGGGUAAGGAGAUCAAGCAGACGGAGGGUGCGAUGUCAUACUCCACCAACUUUCCUGAGAGUGUUCUGAUGUUAGAGGGUGUACGGGACCAGGACCGCGGCCUAUACAAGUGUCGCGUCGACUUCAAACACUCUCCUACCAGAAACGCACAUGUAAACCUCAGCAUCAUCGUUCCUCCGACGAGAGUGACCCUAGCAGACUAUUCAGGGCACACCCUGCCUCAGUCCACCGUAGGGCCCGUGGCUGAGGGCGUCGCUCUGGAAGUCGUAUGCAUCGCUCAUGGAGGUUGGCCGAGUCCACGACUGACGUGGUGGCAAGACAACGACAUGAUAGACGACUCCAUGGACCAGCCACAGGAAGGUCGAGUCAGCAACACUCUCACCAUCAACCCAGUGACUCGGGGACACUUGGACUCCAAGCUAGAGUGUCGGGCCAACAACAGCCCCCUGCUGGACCCCAUCGUCGUCUUGCUCACUCUCGAUAUACUAUUGAUCCCAGUUGAGGUGCGGCUCGUAGUAGUCAAUAUGCCUCUGAGUGCAGGCUCCACUUACGAGGUGGCAUGUCGUAGUGUUGGCUCCAAGCCACCUCCUAGCAUUACGUGGUGGCGCUCUGGCAAACAACUACAGGCUCCUACAAGGGUCGUGACUAGUGAGGAUGGUAACGUAACGACAAGUACUAUUUCACUAACAGUAAGCAUGGAAGACCACGGCCACACUCUGUCUUGCCGUGCAGUAAAUCCACACAUCCCUUCUAGCGCACUGGAGGACUCCUGGACCCUCAACACACACUACAGGCCCGUGGCGAGGGUGGAAGUAGGCAGCAGUCUCAACACUAGCACUCUCCGUGAAGGUAUGGACGUUUACCUGGAGUGUAAUGUGGACGCUAACCCUCAGCCGUCCAAGAUACAGUGGAUCCACGACGGUAAACCAGUGACGAACAACGCCAGUGCAGGGCUACUUAUCACCAACCACACAUUAGUUCUACAGGCAGUUAGAAGAGAGGGUUCCGGGGUGUACGAAUGUUCGGCUACCAACAUCGAGGGUGAAACCAAGAGUCCACCGUACAACCUCAAUAUUAAGUUCGAGCCCAAGUGCAAAGAGAGCCAACAGAGGGUGUAUGGCGCAGCUCGGCUGGAGGAGUUGGUAGUGUCGUGCGAGGUGGACGCCAACCCGUCAGCUGUGGAGUUCCACUGGCUGUUCAACAACUCAGUCAUCCACGAGAAGCCUGUUGAGGGCUCGGUGUCCAGCGGAGGUGGUGGUGAUCGCAGCGAAGCUCGCUACACCGCCUUCUCUGAGACCGACUUCGGCACGCUGCUCUGCUGGGCGCGUAAUGACGUCGGCUCCCAAAUAGUGCCUUGUGUCUUCCAUAUAGUACCAGCAGGAGUACCUGACCCACCAUACAACUGCAGUGUGGCCAAUCGCAGCCAGAACUGGGUGCACGUGAACUGCUGGCCCGGGUUUGACGGUGGAUUGCCACAACAGUUCACCGCCGAGCUGUGGCGGGCUGGCAAGGUGGUCAGCAACACCACUAGCAGGUCUCUGCCAGAGUUCACGUUGACCAGCCUGGAGCCCGGAGCCACGUACACUGUAUUUGUGUACUCCAGCAAUGUCAAGGGCCGCAGCAGUCACUCCGUCUCUGUUGAGACCUCCACUCUAGGACAUACGCAGACUCAUCGCAGAGUCACCCCAGAUUCCAGUCUGCCCACCAUGAACCCACUGCUACUGGUCAUCUCAGGCAUAGUGAUCGGCGUGUUGCUCAUGGUCGGACUGGUCCUGGUGGCGAUCGUUUGUGUCAAGCGACGGUCCAUCCAGGGGUCACCAGAGGUCAGCUCGAUACAGCUGGACAAGACCCACUCUCUCUUGUCCAUCACCGUGCCUUCCACCACACACGAGGACGACUGCAACCCUGACGUCAUACCUCACAAGACCGAAGGAGAGACAACCCUGCUGUCAGACACGGGUGAGGCCAUUAUUGAGGCCCAGUGGAUCUCAGCCACCGGGAUCAGUGCAACAGUAGCACUGCCUAAGGAGGCGCUACUGCCGGAUGCGUGGGGCGUCAGUGUGUGGCCGAGUGGUACACCUCUACAGAAGCUAGUAGUCCAAGGGCCUGUGCAGCGCAACGCCGGCACACAGACACUGGUACACAAGGAGAGCACCGUCUAGCAAGAGCUUCACGAGGCCUCUCAACGCACCACUUAGGUUGAGGACUCGUAAUGAGUUAAAAUGGUCUUUCCACGGACGGAUACAUGAGUUAGAAAGAUGACAUUCCUAUUCAGCGAGACAGGGAUAACUUGCCCAGUUCGUUGUAGAGUGGUUUUGCUAGGAAAAGAUAGUAAGGGGAAGCACUAGAGAUGUGUCUACCCCCAGCAGCGCUGCAGAGUGCCGGUGAUUUAUGCUGUGAUAGUUUUUACGUAACCACUUUAUUUUAUAGAAGAACAC
Macrosteles quadrilineatus (aster leafhopper) is the source of this 2757-nucleotide messenger RNA. RefSeq names its product nephrin-like. The transcript is spliced from 17 exons. Gene Ontology annotation, molecular function: protein binding. NCBI's taxonomy places the organism in Eukaryota, Metazoa, Arthropoda, Insecta, Hemiptera, Cicadellidae. The coding region runs from base 67 to 2481 and encodes 804 amino acids. The record is from RefSeq and is a predicted model, not a curated record.